Messenger RNA from Drosophila novamexicana, 2794 nucleotides. RefSeq names its product homeotic protein female sterile-like. The coding region runs from base 134 to 2794 and encodes 886 amino acids. The record is from RefSeq and is a predicted model, not a curated record. Lineage: Eukaryota; Metazoa; Arthropoda; Insecta; Diptera; Drosophilidae. The transcript has 5 exons.
UGCGAAUUUGGUUUAAAAAUUGCAAAUAAAAUUCGAGUGCGCGCCAAACAUAAUAUUCAUUUAACCUAAUCAGUGUGCGUUAACCUCUCUCUCCAAUCUAUUGUACUACCCGAUCUUGACCCCGUUGGCGGCAAUGCAGGUAAAUAACAAUCCCAGCCUGGCUGGCAGCUUGCUCGGCAAUCUGGCGCCGGCGCCAACGGUGCAGCAAAUGCAAUCGGACUUGCAGCGUCACCUGGAUCAGGUGGAUCAUAUGCUUUCCUCUGUGGGCGCCAACGCGUCAGCUGCACAAAUGACCAACCUCAUGGGCAAUGCCAAUCCAUUGGCCGCAGCGGCCAUGCUGAACAACAACAACAAGACAGCGCCGGGUGGCGGCGGCGGCGGUUAUGCUGGCAGUGUGUUGCAUGCGUCUGGCCAUCAUAAAAACGGACUCGCAACGGGCGUCAACGAAUUGUUGGGCAGCGCUGCUGGCAAGUUGUCCGCUGCGGCUGCUGGUGCUUUGCCGCCGCACGGCUAUGGUGGAGCAGCGGCAGCAGCGGGCGCUGGACAGGCGGGCAGCAUCGGCGGCAUACGCAUUGCCAGCAAUUUGCAUAAGCAGCCCGAGCUGGCCGAUCAUCAUGCGGCGCUGACCGCUGCGCUCGCCUCCACAGGCGCUGCCGGCAACAACAACAACAACAACAAUAACACUGGCACACUAGGCAUGGGCGUGGGCGUGGGCGUUAAUGAUGCUUUGUCCAGCGCCUCGCUGGCCGCUGGCCUCAAGCAGAUACCGCAAUUCGAUGAUCCCGUGGAGCAGUCGCUGGCCUCGCUUGAGUUUAGCGCCAGCUCCACGGGCAAAUCGUCGCUGACGGAUAACUUUUUAAUGGCCCACCAGGCGCAUAUGAUGCAGCAGCAACAGUUUGGACUGCAGCAACAGCAACAGCAACAGCAACAGCAGCAGCAACAACAACAGCAGCAACAGCAGCAGCGCAUGGACUACAUGACGGAGCUGCUGGCAAAGAGCGUGGAGAACGUGGCUGGCAUGAAUGGCAACCAUUUGCUGAACAAUAGCAUAUUCAAUCUGGACAUGGCGACGACUCCCUAUCAGCAGAAGCAGCAGCAACAGCCCCACGGGCAACACGGCCAUCAAGCGCAACAGCAGCAGCAGCAGGCACACAACAAUGGCUACAAUGUUGCCGACUUUAGCGGCAUGCCGGGCUUUGAUAAUCUCAAUAUGGCUUCAUCUGGCCUGUUGGACCAUGUGAUGCCCAUGGCGGCUAUGAUGGGCAGUGCGGGUGGCGGCAAGCUAAAAGACGGUGAUCAGCAGCAGCAGCAGCAACAGUUGCAGCAACAGCAACAACAGCUGCAACAGCAAUUGCAACAACAGCAGCUGCAGCAACAGCAGCAGCAACAUCAUCAUCAACAGCAGCAGCAACAACAACAACAUCAUCAUCAACAGCAGCAGCAGCAGCAGCAGCAGCUCACCCAGCAACAGCAGCAGCAGCAGGGCAAUCAGGCCAACAACAAAAUGUUAAUCAUACCGAAGCCCAUUGAGUCCAUGAUGCCAAGUCCGCCCGACAAGCAACAGCUGCAGCUGCAGCAGCAGCAUCAAAAGGUGCUGCCGCCGCAGCAAUCGCCCUCCGAUCUAAAGCUGCACGCCGGCAAUACGCACGCUGGCUAUCAGGUGUUUAAGAGCGCUGUCGAGCAGAAUCUGAAGAAUGCCAGCUCGUGGUCGUCACUGGCAUCGGCAAGUUCGCCGCAGAAUACGGCGACCACGUCGAGCAAGGCCAAGCCGGCGAUGGAUUCGUUUCAGCAAUUCCGCAACAAAGCCAAAGAACGCGAUCGCCUCAAACUGCUCGAGGCAGCCGAGAAGGAGAAGAAGCACCAGAAGGAGGCUGCCGAAAAGGAGCAGCAGCGCAAGCAUCACAAGUCCUCCUCCUCCUCAUCCUCAUCAGCGGCGGCGGCCCCAUCCGCUGCUGCUGCUGCCUCAGCGGUGGCCGCAACGCAAGCGGCUGCUGCGGCAGCUGUUGCUGCGUCUGCUGCCGCCAACGCAACGGCUGUUAAUCCAAUCAGUGCCGGCAGCAACAGUAACAGCAGCAGCAACAACAAUAACAACAAUAACAAUAACAACAGCGGCAACAACAGCAACAAUAACAAUGGCAGCAGCAACAACAACAAUGCUGGCGGUCAGUCUGCGUCGCAAAGCAGCGGCGAACGAGAGCGGGGCAGCAGCGCAACAGAUGCCUCACGCAUCGGCAGCGGCAUUGGCAUCGGCAUUGGCAGCGGCAGCGGCAGCGGCGGCAACAACAGCAGCAACUCGGCCAACAGCAAUGGACCUGGCAGCGCUGGCAGCGGCAGCGGCGGCGCUCUUGGCGGUGGCAGCGCCAGUGGCGGCGGCAGCGGCAGCGCCAGUGGCGGCCCGCUGCUCAAUGCCGGCAGCAACAGCAACAGCGGCGGCGGCGGCGUCCUAGGCAUCGGCAGCGGCGCAGCCAGCAGCAACAGCAACAGCAGCCUGGGCGGCAACAUUGCAACCAGCGGCUCGAACAGCCAAGGCGGCGGCGGCGGCAACAGCGGCAGCACUGGCGGGAAAAGCGUGCACGAUGCACAGCCGCAAAUAUCACGUAUGGAUGACAUUAAAGCAUCGCCGGGCCAGGGACAGAAUUCGCCGGCACAGCAAUCGCCGCAGGAUCGUGCGGCUGCCAAACGUGCGGAGCAGCGGCGAGCCGAGCAGGAGAGACGCAGACGCGAAGCGAUGGCCGGCCAAAUUGAUAUGAACAUGCAGAGCGAUCUCAUGGCUGCCUUUGAGGAGACGCUGUAG